Messenger RNA from Harpia harpyja (harpy eagle), 2019 nucleotides. RefSeq names its product electroneutral sodium bicarbonate exchanger 1-like. Gene Ontology annotation, biological process: bicarbonate transport; monoatomic anion transport; regulation of intracellular pH. The coding region runs from base 149 to 1429 and encodes 426 amino acids. The transcript has 12 exons. NCBI's taxonomy places the organism in Eukaryota, Metazoa, Chordata, Aves, Accipitriformes, Accipitridae. The record is from RefSeq and is a predicted model, not a curated record. Gene Ontology annotation, cellular component: plasma membrane. Gene Ontology annotation, molecular function: sodium:bicarbonate symporter activity; solute:inorganic anion antiporter activity.
UCACCAGAUUUUAUAAUACCUCUGUUACAGGUAAAGAAGUAAACAAGGGCAGUGAUGAGCUUGUCAAGAGAAGAAAAGAAGUGUCAGAAAGUGCUGCAGUGGAAGAAACGGUGAAGAGGAGAAGAGUGGAAGUCGGAGCGGAGGCCUCAUGCCCACAGUCGGGUAUGGGCAGGAAUGUCGGUAUUUGCAUGGGGAGUUUCAAGGACCUGCCUGUGGACGCGACGGCCCCUACACGCCUGACGUGUUCUUCUGGUGCUGCAUCCUCUUCUUCGCCACCUUUGCCCUGUCAAGCUUCUUGAAGAAGUUUAAAACCAGCCGCUACUUUCCAACCAGAGUACGGUCCACAGUGAGCGACUUUGCUGUUUUCCUCACCAUCGUCAUCAUGGUGCUCCUUGACUUCAUGGUUGGGAUCCCAUCGCCGAAGCUCCACGUCCCCCACGCGUUCAAGCCUACCAGAGACGACCGUGGGUGGUUCAUCAACCCCAUAGGACCCAACCCUUGGUGGACGGUGUUGGCUGCGCUCAUCCCAGCUCUGCUCUGCACCAUCUUGAUAUUCAUGGACCAGAUCAGUGCCGUUAUUGUGAACAGGAAGGAGCACAAGCUGAAGAAAGGAUGCGGGUACCACCUGGACCUUUUCAUGGUGGCCGUGAUGCUCGGGGUGUGCUCUGUGAUGGGGCUGCCCUGGUUUGUGGCUGCGACCGUGCUGUCCAUCACCCACGUGAAUAGCCUCAAAGUAGAGUCUGACUGCUCAGCUCCAGGAGAACAACUCAAGUUUCUGGGGAUACGAGAGCAGAGAGUCACCAGCUUGCUGAUCUUUGUGCUCAUGGGCUGCUCCGUCUUCUUCACUUCCGUGUUAAAGUUUAUACCAAUGCCUGUGCUUUAUGGCGUCUUUCUCUACAUGGGUGUGUUGUCGCUCAGAGGAAUUCAGUUCUUUGAUCGCUUGAAGCUGGUUUGGAUGCCGGCGAAACACCAGCCGGAUUUCAUCUACCUGCGGCACGUGCCCUUGCGAAAGGUGCAUUUCUUCACGGCGAUCCAGCUGAUCUGCCUCGUCCUGCUCUGGACCAUCAAGGUGUCCCGUGCCGCCAUCAUCUUUCCCCUGAUGGUUUUGGCUCUCGUCUUUGUCCGGAAAGCGAUGGAUUUCUGCUUCUCAAAGCGAGAGCUCAGCUUUCUGGAUGACCUUAUGCCAGAAAGGAAGAAGAAGUUGGACGAUGGCAGAAAUGAAGCCGGAGAAGAAGGAGAGGAGUCCCAGAAGGCGAUGGAAGCUGCUGCUGCUGCAAGUUCAGUUCAGCUGAGCGUGGGGAAGACCAGUGACGUGGAUAUCCCAAAGCAACGCAGUGACAAGACUGAUCCUUCUGAGAUGAUUAUCCUGGAUGAAAUGUCACAAACGCCCGUAUGGAAGGCUCUCACUUUGAAGACAGAAACCCUUUGAAUCCAGGGAGGAAAAAGGAAUCUUGACUUUGAAGGAGAGGAGUGAGAGCGUGACUCGGGGAUGUGCCAACGCAGACAGAGGGAGAAGGCGCUUUGUUUCAGUUGGAGGAUUCCCAUUAAAGCCAUGCAGAUGUUUUCAGUUAUCCUUGGUGUGCUUCAGGCAUUCAGUAUCCCUAAACCAGCAAGCUGAGGUGAACGUCACAGUCAAUGGGAGUUCGGUGGUGCUAAGUCUGUGUGCGUACGUGCGUGUGGGGGUGUGGGUUUGCAGUGGUAGAGGGACUGCUACCGCUUUAUCCUUCAGUGCUCUUCUUUUAAUACCUAAUUCCUCCUCUUUUUUUUUUUCUUUUUUCCAAAUGUAAACUGGGAAUGUCCAAAAUCAUUUUCUGUUAUAUUUGAUGCCUUCUCCACUUUCUUCUUCAUCACGACCGGGUUUUUGGUCUGGUUUGGGGUCCUGGCUUUAAUUCGCUCUUAUGUCUCUUACUGGUACGAGAGGGAUGCCCUCUGUGGCAGGGCAGCAUAGAGAGCGUCCGAGCAGCUGGCAUAAUUUGAAGGAAAAGCAUUUGCUCCCUGCGCUCCAGUUUUACCUCUCUU